This is a messenger RNA of Cordyceps fumosorosea ARSEF 2679, 1476 nucleotides long. Its product is annotated as PheA/TfdB family FAD-binding monooxygenase. Gene Ontology annotation, molecular function: FAD binding. Bases 1 to 1476 code for a protein of 491 amino acids. Lineage: Eukaryota; Fungi; Ascomycota; Sordariomycetes; Hypocreales; Cordycipitaceae. The transcript has a single exon. The record is from RefSeq and is a predicted model, not a curated record.
AUGUCCACGACCGACGUGCUCAUCGUCGGCGCCGGCCCGACCGGCCUCGCCCUCGCCAUCUGGCUCACCAAACUCUCCAUCCGCGUGCGCAUCCUCGACGCGGCCCCCCUCCCCGCCACCACCACGCGCGCCCUCGCCGUGCAAGCGCGCACCCUCGAGCUCUACUCUCAAAUCUCCCCUUCCCUCGGCGCCCUCGUCGCCUCCCGCUCCGCCCGCCUCACCGGGCCCAACAUCUGGGUCAACGGCGAGCGCCGCGCCCGCGUGCGCUUCACCGACGUCGCCACCGGCACCACCGCGUUCCCAUUCAUCGCCGUGUUUCCGCAGGACGAGCACGAGCGGCUUCUGACCGCGGAGCUGCGCGCCCUCGGCGUGGAUGUGGAGCGCGGCGUCAGCCUGCGGACCUUUACCGAAGCGGAGGGCUGCGUGAGGGCGACGCUGGAGAGGGCGGGCGGGGAGGAGGAGAGGUGUCAGCCGAGGUACGUGGCGGGCUGCGACGGGGCGCACUCGGCGGUGCGGCGAACGAUGGGCGUGGGGUUCCCGGGGGACACGUACGAGCAGACCUUCUACGUGGCCGACGUGGAAGCCUCCGGGCCGGCGAUGGACGGCGAGCUGCACCUGCGCGUCGACACGCACGACUUCCUCGGCGUCUUCCCCCUCGCGCAGCCCGGCCGCGCGGUCGCGGAGAUGAAGCUGCGGGACGUGCAGGUGCGCUGGUUCGCCACCUACCGGACGCACCACCGCGUGGCGGAGCGGUUCCGCCGCGGGCGCGCGUUCCUGCUCGGCGACGCGGCGCACAUCCACAGCCCCGCGGGCGGGCAGGGCCUGAACACGGGCGUAGGCGACGCGGUCAACCUGGCGUGGAAGCUGGCCGCGGUGGUCCGGGGAGAGGCGCCGGACGGGCUGCUGGAGACGUACGAGGAGGAGAGGGGGCGGUUCGCAAGGGAGCUGGUGAGGACGACGGAUCGCGCGUUCACGUUCAUGACGAGUAGGGGGUGGCUGGCGGGGGUGCUGAGGACGGUGAUGGUGAGGUGGGUGGUGCCGCUGCUGUUCCGGUUCAAGGCGGUCAGGAGGCGCGCGUUUCACGGGUUGUCGCAGUUCGUGAUCAACUAUUCGGGGACGGCGCUGGCUGGGAGGAGUUGGUCGGCAGGGAGCGUGAGGGCGGGGGAGAGGCUGCCGUGGGUCAGGAUCGGCGAGGAGAGUAACUAUGAGUCACUGGCGCAUAUUGAGUGGCAGCUUCACGUCUACGGAAAGGCGGGGGAGAGGCUGGCGGCGUGGUGCAAGGAGAAGAGCUUGAGGCUGACGGUGAUGGAGUGGGCGCCGGAGCACGGAGAGGCGGGUUUGGUGAGGGAUGCCCUCUACCUGUUGAGGCCGGAUACGUAUGUCGCGCUGAUCGACGACAAGGCUGAUACAAAGACGAUCGAGCAGUAUUUCGCAGAGCGACAAAUAAGCCUGGGCUCAGACAGAGUAAGGGGAUGA